AUGGAGGACUUAGCACUACAAGUCAAGCAAGAAGAACACGAGAUCUUGAUCUCGUUCGACGGACCCAAACGACGGUCGAUCGGCGUUCGAAAACGGCCGUGGGGAAAGUACGCGGCCGAGAUCCGUGACUCGACUAGAAACGGGAUUAGGGUUUGGCUCGGGACUUUCGACACGGAGGACGAGGCGGCCUUAGCCUACGACCAGGCGGCGUUUGCCAUGCGGGGCCCGUCGGUCCCACUAAACUUCCCGCUCGAGAAAGUGGUCGAGUCUCUCGAGCGGAUGAACUACCGGUGCGCGGAGGGCUCGUCACCGGCCAAGACUCUCAAGGAGUCCCACCAGAGGAUAUCGACAACCAAACAUAGGAUUACGAGUGAUAAUAAUAAUAGUGGGAAAGGACAAGAGGUAAUGAAGGAUGUGGUGGUUUUUGAGGAUUUGGGAUCUGAUUUGCUGGAUGAGCUUCUGGCUUGA
Molecule: messenger RNA, 468 nt
Organism: Striga asiatica
Lineage: Eukaryota; Viridiplantae; Streptophyta; Magnoliopsida; Lamiales; Orobanchaceae
Source: the annotation of a GenBank genome assembly